Ailuropoda melanoleuca (giant panda) is the source of this 2021-nucleotide messenger RNA. RefSeq names its product siah E3 ubiquitin protein ligase 2 (gene SIAH2). Gene Ontology annotation, molecular function: ubiquitin protein ligase activity; ubiquitin conjugating enzyme binding; zinc ion binding. Gene Ontology annotation, biological process: multicellular organism development; proteasome-mediated ubiquitin-dependent protein catabolic process. Lineage: Eukaryota; Metazoa; Chordata; Mammalia; Carnivora; Ursidae. The record is from RefSeq and is a predicted model, not a curated record. Gene Ontology annotation, cellular component: cytoplasm. The transcript has 2 exons. Bases 39 to 1013 code for a protein of 324 amino acids.
GGCAGGCGCCCGCAGUUCCAUGGUUGCUUCGGAGCGCGAUGAGCCGCCCGUCCUCCACCGGCCCCAGCGCUAACAAACCCUGCAGCAAGCAGCCGCCGCCGCAGCCCCAGCACGCUCCGUCCCCGGCUGCGCCCCCGGCCGCCGCCACCAUCUCGGCUGCGGGCCCCGGCUCGUCCGCGGUGCCCGCCGCGGCGGCGGUAAUCUCGGGCCCCGGCGGUGGCGGCGGGGCUGGCCCUGUGUCCCCGCAGCACCACGAGCUGACCUCGCUUUUCGAGUGCCCGGUCUGCUUUGACUAUGUCCUGCCCCCCAUCCUGCAGUGCCAGGCCGGGCACCUGGUAUGUAACCAAUGCCGCCAGAAAUUGAGCUGCUGCCCGACGUGCAGGGGCGCCCUGACGCCCAGCAUCAGGAACUUGGCUAUGGAGAAGGUGGCCUCGGCAGUCCUGUUUCCCUGCAAGUACGCCACCACGGGCUGUUCCCUGACCCUGCACCACACGGAGAAGCCAGAACACGAAGACAUCUGUGAAUACCGCCCCUACUCCUGCCCUUGCCCCGGGGCCUCCUGCAAGUGGCAGGGGUCCCUGGAAGCCGUGAUGUCCCACCUCAUGCACGCGCACAAAAGCAUUACCACCCUCCAGGGAGAAGACAUCGUCUUCCUCGCCACGGACAUUAACCUGCCGGGGGCCGUCGACUGGGUCAUGAUGCAGUCCUGCUUCGGCCACCACUUCAUGCUGGUGCUGGAGAAGCAGGAGAAAUACGAGGGCCACCAGCAGUUCUUCGCCAUCGUGCUGCUCAUCGGCACCCGCAAGCAAGCCGAGAACUUUGCCUACAGACUGGAGCUGAACGGGAACCGGCGGAGACUGACCUGGGAGGCCACGCCCCGGUCCAUCCACGACGGUGUGGCGGCCGCCAUCAUGAACAGCGACUGCCUUGUUUUUGACACAGCCAUAGCGCAUCUGUUUGCGGAUAAUGGCAACCUUGGAAUCAAUGUGACCAUUUCUACGUGUUGUCCUUGAGGCGCCGCAAUUAUUCGGGCAGAGUGCUCUACGGGGAAUAAAGGUUUUUAUAGAUGUUCUAUUCACUGUGUCUUCACGGAUCAAGACCCACAGUUACCCCGUGUUCUGUUUGAACAAGCAGCUUCCCAUCUGGCAUCGGCCCAGCAGAGUUCAUUUAACAGGGAUGAAUGGGGUUGGCCUGUUAGUCAUCUGGAGUCUGUUCUGUGAUCUAAAAUCAACUUUAUCAUUAAAUUUUAUUUACUUCCUGAACAGCACUUGACAGGUUGCUCAGGGCCCCUGUAGACCAGUACGUUAGGAAUUGGAGGCUCCUUCCUGCCUGACUCCCUCUCUUGGUGCCUCCAAGUUGACAAAAGCACAGUGACUGUCAAUAGAUUCCUUAACUUUUAUCUUGUUUUUAGGGGGGGUAGGAAUUGUUUUAAUGCAUUUUAAUGCAUUGUUUCUCAAACUGGGUGGCUAACCAAUAGGCAUGGAUCACCUGCAGUACUCCUCGUAAACAUGCAGAUCUGGGGAGCCUGUGAAUUUAACAGUCUCAUCAGGUGAUUCUGCUCGACAAGGAAGUUUGAGAAUUACUGGGUUAAAUUGUGGAAAGGGUCCAGAUUUUAAAGGUGCUUUACGAUUGCCCUCUACUGAUACUGUUUUCUUUCUACUAUUUCAUGCCCCCACCACCUGCCACUCCCAAAUUAAAACCAGAAUUGCAGAUCCCCGUGAACACACUCCUGAGAUUUGGUCACUCUCUUGUGUUUGGGGUGAAUUGCCUAGGAAAGCGAAUCAUAUGACCAUUGAUAGGAGUCACAUAAUUAGUUUUUGCUCAUCGCCAGUACAGAUGACCUGUUUACAUGUGGCUUCCCUCGGAGGCCAUCCUUGACUGUAGAUGGUGGGAAAGAUGAGAUCAGUAGAGUUGGAAAAGCUUUACAAGUGUCAUAUGCUUGCUAUUUAAAGGUAUGUGUUGGAUUGUUGUUUUUUGCCACAUUCACUUUAGUUUUUUAAUAAAUAUUUUCCAAAAAUGAA